AUGCAGAUUACAUGUUAUGAGAAGAAUAAUAACAGGUAUGUGAUGGCAUCAACAAAAGAUGCUUUCAAAUUCGCUUCUCGUAAAUCUUCACGUGCCCAACCAUGGUGGAAAACUACAGAUAUAGAUGAAUUAAUCUACUUGGUUUCUCAGAAAUUGCUCAAUCACGUUGAGAGUUGUGACCUUCCACCUCCUCCUCGAAAAACAUAUCUUGAGGCAAAGGAAAAUUUGGACUCGGGAUUGAUGCAUAGAAAGACAGAACCUUCAUCCAAUCAAGGACAUUUCUAUAUUUCUUUUGACAAAUCCUCAAGUUAUAGUGCUAUUCAUGAGAGUGACAAUGAAGAAGCUUUUGAGGGAAACCAAAGCAAAGCUCAAUUGAUGGAAGCGUUGCGUUAUUCACAAACACGCGCGAGGGAAGCCGAGGAGUUAGCGAAACUGCCUUACGCUGAGAAAGAGCAUAUUAUUGCACUAUUUUUUUAUACAAGCUUCACAUCUUUUUGCAUACAAGCAAUGGUGUAG
Messenger RNA from Vicia faba (fava bean), 516 nucleotides. The record is from the annotation of a GenBank genome assembly. NCBI's taxonomy places the organism in Eukaryota, Viridiplantae, Streptophyta, Magnoliopsida, Fabales, Fabaceae.